Molecule: messenger RNA, 415 nt
Organism: Hibiscus syriacus
Lineage: Eukaryota; Viridiplantae; Streptophyta; Magnoliopsida; Malvales; Malvaceae
Product: cytochrome c oxidase subunit 6a, mitochondrial-like
Exons: 4
Coding region: 45-347 (100 amino acids)
Biological process (GO): mitochondrial electron transport, cytochrome c to oxygen
Cellular component (GO): mitochondrial inner membrane
Molecular function (GO): enzyme regulator activity
Source: RefSeq, a predicted model, not a curated record
ACAAGGCUCUUCAAGUCACAUUUUAACCGAGAAAAAUCGACAAAAUGGCGAUGGCGAGCGUGCGAUCUGGUCUCCUCCGAGCAGCCCUUCGCGGCGGAUCUCGGCCUACUGCUCCUCCCAAGCGGGGCUUCGCUUCCUCUUCUCAUCACGACGAUGAGUAUGAAACGGCAAAAUGGGAAAAGAUAACAUAUUUGGGUGUUGCUACAUGCACUGUUUUAGCCAUUUACAAUCUAUCAAAAGGUCAUCCCCACCAUGAAGAGCCUCCUCCGUACCCAUAUUUGCACACUCGCAACAAGGAGUUCCCAUGGGGACCAGAUGGCCUGUUUGAGAAGAAGAAGCAUCACUAGGGCGACCGAUGGCCCAAUUGACUCGAAUCUUUCCGAGUUCGUCACAUUCUUGUGAUUUGUCAGAGAAA